GGAAUUAUUGAGAUGCUCUAGUCUGGCCGAAAAUGGCGACUUCUUGUGGGCGUCCUGUCUUCGGAAUCGUGUUUGGGUGAAUUUAAUCUGAGUUUUCAUGCUGCAAUUGACUGAAAUCUUGACGUAGGUUAACAAAAUUUUUUGGCAACAAUUGCUGUGAGUUGUUUACUCUCGAUCGAAAUUGUGUGGUGGUUGGUGACCGGCCUUGAACGUCACUUCAGUUUUGUCACAGCACAGCCGCCCGGCCGGCCGUUGACGUGCGUUGUUCAUCCCAUUGAAUUUGUACGGCGGAUGUCGAUGACAGAAGAACAUAAGGAAAUCCCGUAACACAGUGCUUUCACAAAGUGCCCGGUACAUCAUCCAACUUUACUGGGUGCAAAGGACCAGAUAGUUCACCAUGAGUGUUGAGAAGUCCAUCUGCCAGGCCUAUGCCUCGGUGAUGCUGUAUGAUGACAACCACAAGAAAUGGGUUUCCUCCGGGAACCAAGGCAUGUCCAGGGUGCACAUCUACCAGCAUUCGGUCAACCAAACAUUCCGUGUUGUGGGAAGGCUUUCAACGGACCAAUCAGUUGUCAUCAACUGCUCCAUCGUGAAGGGGCUGAAGUACAACCAGGCCACGGCCACAUUCCACCAAUGGCGGGACAGCCGACAGGUCUACGGGCUGAACUUUCAGAGCGUGGAAGAGGCCGAAAGCUUUGCGUCGGCCAUGAUGCAGGCACUCGACUUACUAUCAUCGCAAGCUCCAGCAGGCCAGUCAGCCCAGCAAAACUUCCAGCAGCAGCAGCAGCAAGCAGCAGCAGCACAAGCACAGGCAGAAGAAGAGGCAAGACAGAGGGCGCAAGAGCAGCAGAGGGCACAGCAAGAACAGCAACGACGACAGCAGGAAGAACAGCUCAAACGGGAGCAGCUUGAACGGCAGCAGCGACAAGCCGCCGAGGCUGCAGCUCCUGCUGGCCCGCCCCAACCUCCGGCCCCGCCACCAGCGCCACCAGCUGCCCCCCAAGCCCCGCCAGUACCCUCUGCCCCAUCACAACCACAGACAUCACCCAGUGCUGGCCUGCCACCAGGUGUGCCCCCUCCCCCGCCUCCCCCACCACCCCCUGGGGCAGGUGGGGGUCCCCCUGCACCCCCACCUCCACCCAGCGGUGGUGGUGGGCUGGCUGCGGCAAUCGGUGCGGCCAAGCUCAAGAAACGGGAGGAGCCCUCCAGUGCAAGCAGUUCCAGUAGCAAUGCGCCGAGCAAAGCCGGUGGUGGAGGAGGUGGAGAUUUUAUGAGCGAAAUGGCGAAAAAAUUACAGUUACGCAAGCAGAAAACAGAGAGCGGGACAGGUGGUGACAGCAAGCCGCAACAAAACGACGUCGGACAUCCUAGAACUGUUUCAGAUGGCGGUGUAAAAAAGCCAUGGGAGAAGCCAUCAGGUCCGCCCACGGCCGGCAGAUUUGGAUCCAAAACCAACGGCAUAUCCCAUGAGGCCCAAGUCAGCUCGCCUAAACUCAAACGGCGGGGCUCAAACCAGAGCAACGGCUCGUCAAACGAGAGUGAAAUGGAGCGACUCAAGCAAGAGAUCCUGGCAGAUAUCCGAGUCCAGCUCAACGAGGUCAAGCAAGAAAUCAUCGAAGCCGUCAAAGCCGAGCUGAGUAAAAGAUAAGAGGAGCCCAACCAUCGACCAAUCCGUCAAAUUUCAGUGCCUCAAAUUGUAUAAACAGCGCCAUCAGUUGUCUUAACUAGGUGUAUGUUAUGCUCUAUAUAUACUAUAGGUUGCUUUUAUUUACACAGCAGACACCACUUGUUGGUUACUUUUUCUACCCUCGUGUUUUUGAGGGGGCAAAACUAACCUUCAAAAAUAGCCUCACUAUGUGCAAAGAAUUGUGGCUAUGUGCAAAGUGGUUUGCACUAUUUAAUUUUGGUCUUAAGGGAACUGCAAAUGAAUAUAUAAAAGUGCUCCCUUGAAUGUAUUAUUAUGGGCAUCAGAUAUUAGCGUUUUACUUUAUUAUUGUAUGAAAAUGUAGGUCUUGGGGAUAUAUUUAAUUGUUCUGCGUUACACAGAUUCCAAAGGUAAUUACCCAGCUAGUACAUGCAUGUAGAUUUCGUACUAAUAUUAGGAGUAUGCAUGGAAUCCUACCGGUAUGUAGUUUGUAUGAACACAUCACAUAAUAGGGGCCAUUAGAAAUUGUGCAGGUACAGGAUACGAAUGCGGCGUGGAAGAAAAACUAGCUGGUUGUUUGCCAUUCUGUGUGGAUAUUUCACAAAACCCACACAUACAUUGUAUACAUCUUAACCAGUUUACGCCGGGAUUAUUUUGGCAAGAACAGAACGAGGCGCGGGAUUUAUUUUCACUCGACCUCAAGCCAAGCGGGUUGAAGCCAUCGCCCUCGGGCAGCACACUCAUACUUCCGGCCUCGCUCGCUGUGAAUGGGUCACUGACAGAUAUUUCCGGCCUCGCUCCCUGCAUGUUUAUCUGUCAUCCGUUCGUCAAAACUUCGCAUGUAUACACGGCCUCCAGCGCGAACUGGUU
Molecule: messenger RNA, 2515 nt
Organism: Patiria miniata (bat star)
Lineage: Eukaryota; Metazoa; Echinodermata; Asteroidea; Valvatida; Asterinidae
Product: vasodilator-stimulated phosphoprotein-like
Exons: 11
Coding region: 398-1648 (416 amino acids)
Molecular function (GO): SH3 domain binding
Source: RefSeq, a predicted model, not a curated record